UCAGUCUCUCCCCGGCUCGGUCUCUCUGCAUAGGCAAUCACAGCUCCUACUCGCAGACCCAACUCUCUCGCACUGAUUGCAAUGAAUUUUCUGCCUGAAUGUAGGUCGCUUACAACCGAGAACACGAGUUUCCUUCAAAUCCAGUGUUGUUGUCUUUCUUGUUGUUAUUUUUAAUAUUUUUUUUCCCCCUUCGUGGUCGUUGCAUUCCUUUGGAGAAGCGAAUCGCGUUGGAUUCCAAAAAGGAGAGCAGGAACCGUGUGUGAAUAAUCCCGGCUGCAUGAUAGUCCGAGAGGAUUUCCUGAAAGAAUCUGGCUGUGUAAAAAAGACCCCUAUGCUUCUGCAGCUAUUCCAGUGUUAAGGUUUAAUCACCUACUACUGUUGGAGAACAGGAAUGGCUGUCAAAGUCUACGUGAGCAGUGAAAUCUCCAGUAAAAGUGCCACUGCCAUGUGGAGAGAUUUAAGACAUUACCGUAGCUUGGAAUAAAGAUUGCCCUAAACUUCAACAUCUGAUUCCUCAACGGGAAAAACUUCUGCUGUGACUAAAAUGACAUCAUGCUGCCUCCUGUGGGGGAAUUCUGAAGCCUUCUCAAAAAUACGCCACAGUGGCUGACUGAGUGGGCUGGACUUCACUGGAAGAAGCCAUUUCGCCGGGGAAGUGGAAUAACUGUGGAUCUCUCCCUGCGCUACUUGCUGGGAAGUGCUGUGCAUUUCCAGGAUUAAGCCAAGGCUGAAGUCUGGGAUGGGCCUUAGGGCCAAACACUCCCUUGUUUCUUCUGACGUUGGGAUUUGUCUACGGCCAGUCAGCUGAGGCACCUACCACACAUCAGCUUUUGUUUUUCACUGCCUGAACAAGGUUACGUUUUCCUUCACUUCAUCUCCUUUUGACUACUUUUUUAUUUUAUUAGUUUUCAUUUUCCUUGACUGAUUAAUUUUCUCCUGGCUGUGGAAAAAAGAGCCCUGCUGAUGUUGAUUUAAAUAAUGUCGAAACCAAUGGGACUCCUAUGGCUGCCUUUGAUCUUCACCCCAGUGUGUGUCAUGUUGAAUUCUAACUUCCUCCUGUGGAUAACUGCACUGGCUAUAAGAUUUACUCUCAUCGAUGGCCAAGCACAAUACCCAGUUGUUACCACAAAUUAUGGCAAAAUACGUGGUUUAAGAACACCUUUGCCCAAUGAGAUCCUUGGUCCAGUGGAGCAGUACCUGGGUGUUCCUUAUGCCUCUCCUCCGACUGGGGAAAGGCGAUUUCAGCCCCCAGAGCCACCGUCAUCUUGGACGGGUGUCCGCAAUGCCACACAGUUUGCUGCUGUUUGCCCACAGUACCUGGAUGAGAGGUCACUGCUUAACGACAUGCUGCCAGUCUGGUUUACAGCCAAUCUGGAUACUGUGGUGACAUAUGUUCAAGAUCAAAAUGAAGACUGCCUGUAUUUGAAUAUCUAUGUGCCCACAGAGGAUGGAGCCAACACAAAGAAAAGCGCAGAUGAUAUAACCAGUAAUGAUCGUGGUGAAGAUGAAGACAUUCAUGAUCAGAACAGCAAGAAACCCGUGAUGGUCUACAUCCAUGGUGGCUCUUACAUGGAGGGUACUGGCAAUAUGAUUGAUGGCAGCAUUCUCGCAAGUUACGGAAAUGUCAUUGUUGUCACUCUCAAUUACAGGCUGGGGGUUUUAGGUUUUUUAAGUACUGGGGACCAAGCUGCAAAAGGCAAUUAUGGAUUGCUUGACCAAAUCCAAGCUUUACGUUGGAUUGAAGAAAAUAUUGGAUCUUUCGGAGGAGACCCAAAAAGAGUUACUAUUUUUGGAUCUGGGGCAGGAGCUUCCUGUGUUAGUCUCCUGACACUCUCUCACUAUUCAGAAGGUUUGUUCCAAAAGGCAAUCAUACAGAGUGGAACAGCCCUGUCCAGCUGGGCAGUGAACUACCAGCCUGCCAAGUACACUCGGAUAUUGGCAGAUAAAGUGGGCUGUGACAUGCUGGAUACCACUGAUUUGGUUGAAUGUCUUCGGAAUAAGAAUUACAAAGAACUCAUUCAACAGACCAUCACUCCAGCCACGUACCACAUUGCCUUUGGGCCUGUGAUAGAUGGAGAUGUGAUUCCAGAUGACCCUCAGAUUCUCAUGGAGCAAGGGGAAUUCCUUAACUAUGAUAUAAUGCUGGGUGUGAAUCAAGGGGAAGGUUUAAAAUUUGUAGACGGCAUUGUAGACAAUGAAGAUGGUGUUUCCCCCAAUGAUUUUGACUUUUCUGUCUCCAACUUUGUGGACAAUCUAUAUGGGUAUCCAGAAGGGAAAGACACACUGCGAGAGACCAUUAAAUUCAUGUACACUGACUGGGCAGACAAAGAAAACCCUGAAACAAGACGGAAGACCCUGGUCGCUCUUUUUACAGACCACCAGUGGGUUGCUCCAGCUGUGGCUACUGCUGACCUGCACGCUCAGUAUGGGUCUCCAACAUAUUUCUAUGCAUUUUAUCACCAUUGCCAAAGUGAAAUGAAACCCAGCUGGGCUGAUUCAGCUCAUGGUGAUGAAGUCCCUUAUGUGUUUGGGAUUCCUAUGAUUGGCCCCACAGAACUGUUCAACUGCAACUUUUCCAAGAAUGAUGUCAUGCUCAGUGCAGUAGUUAUGACAUACUGGACUAACUUUGCCAAAACUGGCGAUCCAAACCAGCCUGUUCCACAGGACACAAAGUUCAUCCACACAAAACCCAACCGCUUUGAAGAAGUGGCCUGGUCCAAAUACAAUCCUAAAGACCAGCUUUAUCUGCAUAUUGGCCUGAAACCCCGAGUUCGUGAUCACUACCGAGCAACGAAAGUUGCUUUCUGGCUGGAGCUUGUACCGCACCUUCACAACCUGAAUGAAAUAUUUCAGUACGUUUCCACAACAACUAAAGUGCCCCCUCCUGACAUGACAUCAUUUCCUUAUGUGACACGACGUUCUCCUGGUAAAUUGUGGCCAGCCACCAAACGUCCUGCAAUGACACCUGCCAACAAUCCUAAACAUUCAAAAGACACCCAUAAAACAGCUCCGGAGGAUACAACUGUUCUGAUAGAAAACAAGCGGGAUUACUCCACAGAGCUGAGCGUCACCAUUGCUGUGGGGGCGUCCCUGCUGUUCCUCAAUAUUUUAGCUUUUGCUGCAUUAUAUUACAAGAAGGACAAGCGGCGUCACGAGACUCACAGGCGCCCUAGCCCCCAGAGGAACACAACCAACGAUAUCGCACACAUACAAAAUGAAGAGAUUAUGUCAUUGCAGAUGAAACAGCUAGAACAUGACCAUGAGUGUGAAUCACUGCAGGCCCAUGACACACUGAGACUAACCUGUCCACCUGACUACACGCUUACUUUGAGAAGAUCCCCAGAUGACAUCCCACUAAUGACACCCAACACCAUAACCAUGAUUCCAAAUACAUUAACAGGAAUGCAGCCUUUGCAUACUUUCAACACCUUCAGUGGAGGACAAAACAGUACAAAUUUGCCCCAUGGACAUUCAACCACUAGGGUAUAGCUCAGCCCUUUCCCCCUCUACCCUCACAAGCCACUUGGAAGAAAGAAAAAACAAAUAACAAAAAAAGAGGAAAAAGUUAUAAUACCAUCCAUUGAACACCUUGUCAAAAUCUAAAGUAAAAACAAGUGAAAGAGAAGGACAGUUAUUAUUUUCUUACUGAUCCUUCCCACAGAAACUCUCUGAUGUUAAAGAUCAACUACAAACCCUGUGAAAUGUGAAAAGUGUACAUUGCUGUUACGAUACUGCUUUAAGAUCUCAGCCACUUUGAUUGAAAGUUGAGGCCGGAAGAAGUCACUUUAAAUGGUGUUUUGAGUGUAACAACAGAGUCUUCUGGAACACAGAGCCAGUGACUGUACAGGUGUUUUGUUUUGGGUUGCUUUUUUUUUAAUAAAUAAAAUAAUAAUUAAAAAAUCUUUAUGUGCCAUACCAUGAAUGGCCCUUGUUAACACAAAGACAUCACCAUGGGCUUUUACCCAGCAUAUGAAGCUGUAAUCCAGAUGGGGGAAAUAGAAUUUUAUUAUUAAAAACAAAAAUGAAAAAAAAAGAGGAGGACUGACUAUGCAGUAAAAUACGUAUAGUUCUGUGCAAAGAGAUGACUUGCCAGCCUGAACUAUAUUUAAAGAAACUUUGUAAAAAUGUACAUAGCUGUGAGUUUAAAAACAAACAGAACAAAAAAAAAAAAAAAAAAAAAAAGAAGCUUUUAUUGAUGUUUUCAGUUUGAAAAGAGCUUUUAGAAAGAUUGUGCAUUCGGUUGUGACCUAUGUGUAUAUACAUUAGUCAUAUCACCUCUGUUUCCUCCAAGUCCAAAGGAGGAGUUUCUUCUUAAUUACUAGUGGUAAACAAAAACCAUGAGUUUUUUCUAACAUGUUUCAUUUAUAUGAGGCCAUGGUGUCAUGCAGAAGAUACAGUUGUCUGUGUGACCUGCAUAUUUUCUCAUACAGGUUACACUAGUGCAUGUUAAAGUAUUCAUAGGAGAUUGUUGUUCUUUUCUGAAACUUUUUUUUUAUAAUUUAAUUUUGUGUUAGCCUUUGUUAAAUUGCAACACAGCAAUGGAUUGGAAAAUGGAGAAAAAAAACACAUGAAAGAAAAUAAUUACUAUUAUAAGCUUGUUGAACUGAACCAAGAAACAUUCAAUAAUAUAUAUUCAGAGUCCAGUUUGUAGUUCUUGGUUAUUGUGAUACAUUAGGAAGACUUUUGUGCCCUGACAAAAGCAAAGAAAGCCUGUGUUUUGGUCAGCCUUUUCUGAGGAAAACUAGCUCUAUAUUCACCAGCAGUUGCAGUGGAAUCUCAGCUGAGAAAGCACCUUCUUAGCUUUGCUAAAAGAAAUAAAACCACAAUAUGAAAGUGGGGAAAUGGUGGGUUGGUUGGCUGGCUGUUUCUUGAAGUGUUCAGAAAUGAUCAGUGUGUAAAGAACUUCUCUGCCCAGUAUCCUGUUUUGUGCUUGAGAGCAUACCUGUCAGAAAACACCUUUUUUUGCUGAUUUAUUACACAGCAGUCCCAUAGUCACUGAACAAUAUGGAGAGAGAAGCAGAGAUGUCAUCAGCUGUUCUGCAUCUGAAUAAAACUGAAAGUCCUGGAGAGCAUCACUUUCAGGAAGGGCAAAAUUCUUAGCUGGUUGUUCCAUUCUGCCCUUCCUUCACUAGAAAACCAGGGGCCAAGCAGAGCUAUCAAACAAAGGAACUUAGCAGUUUGAUUCAAACAACAGAUUUGAAUGUGAAAAGCUAGAGAUAGGUUCUCGCAGAUGAAGAUUGCUUUAUAUUUUGUCUUUGAAAAUUACUCCAUCAUCAAGAUAGUAACCAAAGAUAUUUGAACAAAUUGGUCUGCACUUGAACAUAAUUAUCCCAGAUGUAUUUUUUAUUAUUAAUUCACAACUAAGCUGCAUCAAUAUCAUAUGUCCCAUAAGUAUCUAACACAAGAUGCCUUGUACCUCUUCUUGUUUUCUAUGCUUUUUGUUUUCUAAUAAAAUGUCUUGGAAUAGUCACCCCUACAAAUAAAAUCAAAGACAAGGUGAUUCACUGAGGUCUAUUCAUCUGCACAGCUCCUUCUUGUAGCAGGCAGUAAAACAGGUUCUGAAGGAAGGAAAUAAAAAGAAAGUUAAUGACAUGAUAAAAAUGCAACAUAUGGCUGAUAUAAUCCUUUAUCUGUAAUAAAUGUUCUGUAAACCAGACCUGAAUGCUCAGGUUGGAAUGUGAUGAAGCAACAACCCCAAAGUACAAGUAGUAGCAAAUGGAAAACAUUUUUUUUUUCACUGAUCUGUCACAUAAUGUUGAUUAAAGCUGACUGUAUACCAGGCCAUUUCCACCACCUAUGUAAUGCCUCAGCUGAGAUGCAGCAGUUCAUAACUGUUAAAAAAAAGGUAAAAAAAAAAAAGAGAAAAAAAAAAGAAAAAAAAAGAAAAAAGUAAAAAAAGGUAAUGAUGCUUGGCAUCAUAAUCAGUUGGGUAUGUUUGUAAUGUGAAUUACAGUAUUGUUUAGUACUUCCAAUUGUCUUCUGCUAGCAAUAUGUACAGUACUGUGUCAGGCUUGUGACAUUUGGGUAAAAAAAAGUUCCUGUAAGUGAAUGAUUUUAGCUUUUAAAAGUAAUUACAAUCAAGUUGAUUUAAUAAUUUGAUACAUCUGGACUGAUGUAUGAUUUAUAGAGGGAACAGAUUUAUAGGGUCUUCAUAGAAUUCUAUAAUAAUGAUAUCAAAAUAUACUUUGCAAACUGUAAAAGAAAAACAAAAGUACUUUCCCAGGCUUAUAUUCCUGACCUUAAGAGGCACGCAGGGUUUAAUGGUUUCUUCUGUUAUUGUUUUGCAAUUUUUGUUUUUUUUGCCUUAAGUAAUGAUAGAAGAUAUAUAUGGCUGGACACAUAUGUAUAAACUUUUCAGCAGCAUUUUUAAUAAUAAAAUAUCACAGUAUUUUCUAAUGCUUUGUGCAAAGAACUACGUGUUCAUCCUUUUGUGUAGAAAGUCUUUCAGAGGUGUUCUUCUGCCCCAUCUGCAUUUCAUUAUCUAAUGUAAACAAUGCCUUGAUACACAGUACAAAAAUAUUAAAGUAACAGAGGUUGCACUUCUAAGUUAGCAUUGAGUUUUCAUGGCUUUUGUAGUUCUAUAAGCCUGCCAGUAAAAGAAAAGAAGCUCAGACAAUGACAACAUAAGAGAAUAAGCUCCAUAUAUUUAUUACCUGUACACACUGCAACUCCCAUUGAAGCAAUGGUUUAAUUAUUCUGUUAGUAUUUUCUGUGGCACUGAAAAAAAGAGCUUAGGUAAGCAGCUUCCCAUAUUAGUGUAGAGCUUAGCAGCUGAAAAAUGUAUCUUCCAAACUAGGGAUCAAACUAAUUCAGAUAAAUCCAAUACAUCCAGCCUCCACAAGUAAAUAUACUUUCAUUUUAUAUUUAAAAUUUAGAUAAACAAUGAGUUUUGUUAGGAAAAAUAUGUAGGAGUAGCAAUAUAAGUUACUCAUAUAUAUUUAAGGGAUUUACAUAUAUUGCAGGUUUGUUAAUAUUCUUCCUUCAAAAGCUGAGUAAGUAAAUAUAAUUUGUUCUUUUAUGCUUUAUCAACCAGGUUCUCUUUCACUAGAAAGGUACAUAGACAUUUUAGUAAUUUGAGCUGGUUAUUGUUUGCUUUCUGUAACUAUUGUUAUAAGACCCCACCUGGAGUGCUGCAUUCAGCUCUGGGGCUCCCAACAUAAGAAGGACGUGGACCUGUUGGAGCGAGUCCAGAGGAGGGCCAUGAAGAUGAUCAGAGGGCUGGAGCACCUCUCCUAUGAAGACAGGCUGAGAGAGUUGGGGCCGUUCAGCCUGGAGAAGAGAAGGAUCCAGGGAGACCUUAUAGCAGCCUUCCAGUACCUGUAGGGGGUCUACAAGGAAGCUGGAGAGGGGCUUUUUAUAAGGGCAUAUAGUGAUAGGACAAGGGGUAAUGGCUUUAAACUGAAAAAGGGUAGAUUUAGAUUAGAUAUAAGGAAGAAAUUCUUCCCUCUGAGGGUGGUGAGGCACUGGAACAGGUUGCCCAGAGAAUCUGUGGAAGCUCCAUCCCUGGAAGUGUUCAGGGACAGGUUGGACGGGGCUUUGAGUAACUUGGUCAAGUGGAAGGUGUCCCUGCCCAUGGCAGGAGGGUUGGAACUAGAUGAUCUUUAAGGUCCCUUCCAAGCGAAACCAGUCUAUGAUUCUAUGAUAUGAUUCUGCUGAAUAGAGGUACUAACAAUAAUGUCAGAUGAAUUUUGAGCAUAUUAUUGAAGAGUAUUUGCAAAGAAAAAUUUCUGACUGAUUCAUUUCAGAUUUUUGAUAAGAAGAAUCAAGCCUCUAAGAUAGAAACAUAUUAUGUGCCUACUGACCUAAUCAAGCAGCUUGAAUUUUGAAUAUUGAAUUUGUAUAUAAAGCUUUUGCAAAUAAACUGCAGAUUUAGAAUUGUUCAGCAAAUAUGUUUAAUUACAGGUACACUUUGAAAUUCCACAGCUUGCUCUGAGAUAAUUCAUACACAAGAAAAGGGGUUACAGUUGUGUCAUUUCUGUGAACUGUUCACCUUAAAUUGCUAGGUGAACUCAAUAAAUUACCUUCUUUUCAGUUAAUCAAUUUCACAUUAAAAAAAAAAGCUUCAGAAGUUUAUUCAUGUUAACUAAAUAUUGUGUUGUUUUAUUUCUUUACUGUCUGAAAUAGAAAUUUUCACAUUCUUAUGUUCCUGCUUUGACUUUGCAAAGAGUAUGACAAUUUAAUGGUAUUUAAUAUCACAUAAAAAUCAUAUGAAAUAAUACCAUGACAAUUAUGUGCUUGUCUCAGAUUUGUAGUUUUACAUUUGUAUUAUUUUAUUGUUGUCAACUGUUUCUCGUAUUUUCACCUACAGCUGUUUGACAUCACAAACCUCAUCAGCCUGAAUCUCUCCAGAGGCCAAUAACAGCUGGUAAAAACUGGGAUCUUCAUCCCACCAGAAAUUAUGAUAUUAUGUAUUUAAUAUCAUAAUAUGUGAAAAAGCUUCUCAGCACCUCACAUUAGCUUGAAAGCACGAUAUGAAGCUUUUAUUAACACAAAUGAAAAAUA
This is a messenger RNA of Phalacrocorax carbo (great cormorant), 8502 nucleotides long. NCBI's taxonomy places the organism in Eukaryota, Metazoa, Chordata, Aves, Suliformes, Phalacrocoracidae. The record is from RefSeq and is a predicted model, not a curated record.